This is a messenger RNA of Toxorhynchites rutilus septentrionalis, 2396 nucleotides long. RefSeq names its product type 1 phosphatidylinositol 4,5-bisphosphate 4-phosphatase. Gene Ontology annotation, biological process: phosphatidylinositol dephosphorylation. Lineage: Eukaryota; Metazoa; Arthropoda; Insecta; Diptera; Culicidae. Gene Ontology annotation, molecular function: phosphatidylinositol-4,5-bisphosphate 4-phosphatase activity. The record is from RefSeq and is a predicted model, not a curated record. The transcript is spliced from 5 exons. The coding region runs from base 500 to 1237 and encodes 245 amino acids. Gene Ontology annotation, cellular component: late endosome membrane; lysosomal membrane; plasma membrane.
AUCAUUCAAUCAUUCUCUGUGUCUAUCUCGCUGCAGCCAGUCGGGAGCAGCGUCGGUUCGCGUUUGUGUGCUAUCUUUCUCUGUUGUGCAAAUGGCACAGCCCGAGGAGUGAAAUAAGCAGCAAACUAUUUUUUUAACAUGGUGGUGCAGUUCCGUACAGUCAUUUUCAUUGUUAGAUAGAAGUACGGCCAAACUAAAAUAGUGAAACGUUUAGUUUUGUAUUUUCGUUGCCGGGAUUUGUCGGUUGAAAUUAGCAAAAGUGCCAGUUUAUACGCAGCCAAUUGGAAUCCUUUUCUUAUCGGAAACAUGAUUUUUUUUUUCAACCUAGCUGGCGAUUGUCAAACUGAGAACAGAUUAGUGUAGAACUAGAAAAAACCAAAGUUUUCCUUUUUUAAUUUGCUUAGGUAAACUAAGCACUAGAGUUAUUCUGUAAACUACUAAGAUAGUUUUCGAAGCAAGUGAAAAUUGUAUUUUUUCUGAGUGAAACACCAGUGUAACAAUGGACGGUGAUUCGGAAAAGCAGCCGCUUCUCAAGCAAUCAUCCCAGUCAGGCCAACCAGAUUCCGGUUCGGAGCAAGCAAUCGUCACGGCAUCUUCGAUCGGGCCGGAUGAGGUUCCACCUCCGUACCAGCAGGAGCAGCAAAAUAGUGUUAUCGUGACUUGCCGCGUGUGCCAGGCAUUGAUAGACAUCUCUUGGAAGAAAGAACAGCACGUCGUCAAGUGCUCACAGUGUAACGAAGCUACGCCUAUUCGAAAUGCACCACCGGGUAAGAAGUAUGUCCGCUGUCCCUGCAACUGUCUGCUCAUUUGCAAGAGCUCUUCCCAGCGAGUGGCAUGCCCGAGGCCUAACUGCAAGCGCAUCAUAAACUUAGCUCCAAGCCCGGUGACGCCGCCACUGCUUUCAAUGCCAGGCAUGUGCCGUGUAACCUGCGGUCAUUGCCACGAUACGUUCUUGUUCGAUACGCUGAAGAAUAACCUAGCCAGAUGCCCCCACUGUCGCAAAGUUUCCUCGGUUGGGGCCGAAUUCUGUCGCAAACGGCGCAACUUGCUGUUCCUCGGUGGAUUGAUAUUUCUAGCUAUUGGAAUGGGUGUAACAUACGGAACCUUGUCUUAUGCUAGGGAGCAUAACGGAAUGUAUAUUGCCUACAUCAGCCUGUUUCUGAUCGCUCUGUUACUGUUCGUCAAGACGAUAUACUAUUGCACCUUGAAAGUGAGUAAUGUGGAGGGACCGAUUUAAGCGAACGGGGAAUCUUAUGCGACCCGGUAGGAGAAGGGAGCAGGUCUGCCUUGCGCUUGCCUUGGUUUUGUUUCAAAAAGUUACGUUUCUCCGUACGAAAGAUAACGCGAAAACGAUUCAAACUAAAUCUGAAACUAGAGAAUACACAAUCAGAAGAUCCCACACACACACAUAUAUACACACAUUCCUAAGGUAGCAAGGGGAGAGGUUUCGGUUCCAGUUGAGAACGAAGAAUCUUUUCAUCGGCUGAGUUGUAAAUUAUAUGAAAUGUGCACAACAACGUGAACAUCAACAUAUUACGAACGAAUACAGUGAGCAUAUUUGGAAACACUACAUUGAAUGAAAAAGAGGCAAUUCAGAAAUAUGGAUCAGAUUGGGUAAACUCAUAUAUACAAAUGUCUGAGUUACUGAUGAUUGUGUGUACUUUUAAUUUUUUACAAUUUGUAUUCACUCAAUCUAAAUUUAUAUGAUGUAUAAAAUAUUCAGAUAAGUGAUGAAAAUAUUUUUUUUGUGUUUAUAAGUCAUAUUAAAACUAAUCAUUGCAUAAGUAUAAUAAAUAUAUUGGCCGACGGAAUAAACCGUUGUAAUGAGCAUGUGAUAAGAUGAAAGGUUACAAGAAGGUAAAAAUUAUCAACUCAAAAUAGAACACAUUUGGAGUAGGCAGAGCAAACAAUAAACAUCAGACAGAGGUUAAACAUCUUACACUCUAUAUAUCAAAAAUACAAUUAUAAAUACCGGCUACAUUUAAAUGGUUAUUCCGAAAUAAAAUAUAAAGAAAUCAGUUACAAUUUACAUUGAACCGACUAAACGAUGAAUGAUCUAUAGGAAUACUACAUGUGGCAUUAUUUUAAUGUAGAACGAAUGCUAUGCUAUUACCCAACUAUCAUAGAUCUUCGGUCACAGCUUAUCCGUUUCUAGCGAUUCAUUGCUAUCAAUCCACUGAAACGAACUCUAUAAAUACAAAUCCGUCAUAUUAACUCUCAUAUGAAACUCGAACAAUUGCUACAUUUCAAUAAUAUUGGUUCACAUCAUCAAAUACUCUCCCCUUUGAAUUUGUUUCGCUGAAAAUGAUAUCAUAAGGUAUAGAUAUUACAAUAGCAUGCUUGGUAACAACAAAGUCAGCAAUCAGGAUGUUUAUAGCUCUUUGAUGUGGAAAUUU